This is a messenger RNA of Oreochromis niloticus (Nile tilapia), 3924 nucleotides long. RefSeq names its product zinc finger and BTB domain containing 40 (gene zbtb40). Gene Ontology annotation, biological process: regulation of transcription by RNA polymerase II. The record is from RefSeq and is a predicted model, not a curated record. The transcript has 12 exons. Gene Ontology annotation, cellular component: nucleus. Bases 1139 to 3406 code for a protein of 755 amino acids. Gene Ontology annotation, molecular function: RNA polymerase II cis-regulatory region sequence-specific DNA binding; DNA-binding transcription factor activity, RNA polymerase II-specific; protein binding. Lineage: Eukaryota; Metazoa; Chordata; Actinopteri; Cichliformes; Cichlidae.
CUCGCGGCCCGGUACCGGUCCGUGGGGACCGCUGAUUUAAACCGAGCAUCCGCUGUAUUACGAAUAUAUGACAGAUUCUUGUUCCAGGCAAAAGCUUUUAUGUAUUUGUCGUUAAUUUAAUAAUUUGUAAUGAACUGUAGGGCUGUUGUUUUGUUUGACACGAGCCCACACCGGGACGUCCCCGGAUAGAGUCCCGCUGCGGCUGUUCUGAAUGAAUACUCCGAUAAAGGCCCAACGAUCAUACUGUGAAAUGAUUAAAUGACGGAUCAUAUCGACAGGACGGUUUAUAACAAACCAGCUUUGAAGCAAACCGCUCGCUGUGAUGAGACUUCUUCAACCGGAAGUGUCCCAAUUUGUUCACGUACUGGUGUCGCCAUUUUCAAAACAGUUGAGCUUUAUUGCGCACAGCAGAAUUGUUCAGCAGAGACGUUUAAAUAAAGACUCGGAUUGAAUAAUUGAAGGUACAGCCCUUAGUGAACGCUGCGUGCUGGGUGAUCGUCUGCGGUUUAUUAUACUGGGAGCGCGCUUCACUAAUAUUACAGUAACUAGUUACCUUCUCUGGAUUACAUUAGCAACCUUAGCUAAGGCUACAGCUGGAUAGCUAGUUACAUUGUGGUAAAUACAGGUUUAAGAAGACUGAACUUUAGUUGCUGAUAAAACGUAGAGCAGUUGUUUGAUGACACAAUAAAGACACCACGCGUUACCGUGUCCGUCAUUACGUGGUGCUUUUAAGACACUAGAUUAUGUUGUAAUAAAAAAACAUUAGCUUUUUACACACUGGUCAAAUAAACUGUGCACCUCUGUGUGAGCUUUUCUCAUCCCCGUAUUACUUCAGCAUGUUGCCAAUGCACAGAAGCUGUGGUUGGUGCAGUCGCCCUGAAACCUCCAACAUGAUGGAGCUACCCAACUACAGCAGCCAGCUGAUGCAGCAGCUGUGGGCCUUGAGGAAGGAGGACCACUUCUGCGACUGCACCAUCUUGGUGGGAGAGGGUCGUCAUCGCGCACAUAAACUGGUGCUGGCUGCCUCCAGCAUGCUUUUCAGGUAGACCGUGAUGACAGGUCUCUCCUGGAUGGCUCCGACACCAUCUCCAUCGACACAGCUGUGGUUUCCUCGCAGGAGUUUGGCUGCCUCCUGGACAUGGUCUACACUGGGAAGCUGCCUCCAGGCAAACACAAUGUCAGUCGCAUAGUCUCCGCUGCAGACAGCCUGCAGAUGUAUGACGUGGCUGUUGGCUUUAAGCAAGUCCUCACCAGCCUGGUGAACCAGAAGCCCCCAGUAUCAGUGAGCUCUGCUCAUGUGCCAAACCUCACCGUGACCAACAAAGCCCCGGAUAUGAACCCUGAAGGCUCAGCCUCGCCCAGCAAGCACAACCUGACUUCAGACCAGGCGGAGGUGACGGAAGAGCUGAAAAAAGAAUCGUUUGAGCAUGACAGCGAUGACGCAGACGAGCCAGCGAUUAAAAGGGCCCGCAUGGAGCUCCCUGACACAUCAGGGCCUGAAGACAUCAAAUCCUCAGAAGGUGCAGACACGUCGGCAGCCAGGCUGUCCAGCGAGCCCGGUCUCCUCGCCGACAUGUCGUCUGUUGUGGAACUGCUGAGCCAAGCUGCAGAGAGCCUGACAGAAAGAGAAAGACAGGUUGUGUGUCAGUGCUGUGAGGAGGCUGAUCCCAGCUCCGUGUUGGAGAAGCUGAUGAGUAAAGUGAAAGAGGGUCAGAUGGGAGAGGAGGGGCUUAUCAAGCUGCUACGCACAGUCAAGCAGAGCGCUUCAUCCUCCUAUCCCACACAGCUGCUCCCUCUGCUGGAGGAGCUGGAGAGGAGCAUGCGGCAGCCCGAUGACAGCCAAACUGGAGCUGACUCAGAGCAGAAGAACAGAAGUGAAGAUCGUGUCCAGGAAGAAGUGGAAGAUGAAAACAGUGACGAGGUGGAGAACAAGGAGGAGCAGAAAGAUGCAGCUGUAGCAACAGAGUGUUCCCCUCCCUGCUCCUCUCCUCCCUCCUGUCACUCCAAACCUUACUGCUGUCACUGGUGUAAGAAGAGUUUUGAUUACAAGUGUCGAAUGCUAGCUCACAUGAAGCGCUGCUCCCUGUCCCAGGAGUGUGGGCAGCAGUGUCCCGAGUGUCCUGAGAAGCUGUCUAAGCGGGCCCUGCAGCGCCACCGGGCCGAGGCUCACCGCAGUGCCGCUCGGGUCAAGAAGAAGGUGGCCUGUGACCUCUGCGGCCGCACCUUCGCCCACCCGUCGGGUAUGAUUUACCACAAGCGCACUGAGCACUUUGAAGAGAAGCCGUUUGCUUGUGAUGAAUGCGGCGCCAAGUUUGGUGCAAACUCAUCUCUGAAGAAUCACAUGAGGCUGCACACAGGGGAGAAACCCUACCACUGCAAACACUGUGACAUGAGUUUCAGCGUGGCUGCUGCACUUGCAUACCACACCAAAAAGAGACACUCUGAGGGGAAGAUGUAUGUGUGCCAGUACUGCAAGGCUGUCUUUGCCCAGUCCAUAGAGCUGACGCGUCACGUGCGAACACACACGGGAGACCGGCCCUAUGUAUGCCGAGAGUGCGGCAAAGGCUACAGCCAGGCCAGCGGACUCACUGUGCACCUGCACACCUUCCACCACCUGUCAGAGCCCCACGACUGUCAGAAGUGCUGUCUCAGCUUCUCGUCGCUGGAGGAGCAUCGGCAGCACAUCCAGGAGUUUCACCCAAAGGAGUUCCACAAGUGUCCCACCUGCAGUAAGCUGUUUACGAGCGCCGCCCUCCUGGACAAACACAAGCCCACGCACACUGGGACAAAACCCUUCAGCUGUGACCUCUGCAACAAGUCAUACCAGCAACUGUCAGGACUGUGGUACCAUAACAGGACUAACCACCCCGAUGUGUUUGCCAACCACACCCGGCAGCUCAAGAACCUGCUCCAGUGUGAUGUCUGCUUCAAGUUCUUCCCUAGUUCCGUCAGUUUGGCCAAACACCAGGCUGCUGAGCACCAAGGCUCUGUGGCUGUGCUGGGUGGAGAUGAGGACAUGCAGGAGAACAUCUGCACGCAGCAUAUCAGCAGUGAGGCAUUCGGGUGCUCCCUCUGCUCCACGCUCUGCUCCUCUCAGCUUAAGCUGCAGGAGCACCUGCUCUCCUGCCAUGUGGAGACACAGCAAGAGCAGGAGAGCCGGGAGGAAGAGCAGGCCUCCACCUCCUACACGGUCAUACCAGCCAAUCCAACAGGGAGCAGACAGGAAGGGGCGGAGUCUGAGGAGCCAAAGCAGCAGGGAGUUGGUCAGCAGGUGUUUCUAGCUCUGGCAGAUGGGCGAGAGGUGAAAUCAUCAUCAGCAGAGCUGGUGGAGGUGAACAUGUAUGACCUUCUGAACAACUCUGUGGCCUUCAUCUGCGAGGACAAACCAGCAGGCUGCGACUCUUAGCUGACAUAAAACAUCAAAUUACACAACACUGGCUGCUGAGCUUGUCUGUCCCAGUCCCAGCUAAUGACAGCCCAUCAUUUUCACAGUCUGCUCACGAGUUACUGACACACUCAGUGGAAGUAUAUAAGGGUUGUGUUGUUUUCAAGUCAGCACUGCAUAAAGACAUGAGAGCAGUGAUGUUCCCUGCUCUGUCUGCGGCUCUCAGCACUGAGCUCACUACAUAUACAGGUUUACAUUGUCCUUAAACAUUAGGAACAUUUGUUAGACACUGACUCCACACGUGGGACUAAAUCACUAAACCGUGAAAGUUUAUGGUCACUGUGGGCUGGUAUCUGUGGACGCUAAUAAACAUGAAAUACUUGAUGCUGCUCUGUGGGAUGUUUCCUGCUGUUGUAGCUCUAAAACGACUGCAUUUAAGAUUUCUCACAUCAAAUAGUUCACACUUGUUUAUCCUGUUCAACGGUCAGUAUUAGACCACAAACCAUCGUUAAUUGCAAAUAAAGAGACGUGUGGCUUUA